Messenger RNA from Cyclospora cayetanensis, 1065 nucleotides. Its product is annotated as U3 small nucleolar RNA-associated protein 18 homolog. The record is from RefSeq and is a predicted model, not a curated record. Gene Ontology annotation, molecular function: protein binding. Gene Ontology annotation, biological process: rRNA processing. Lineage: Eukaryota; Apicomplexa; Conoidasida; Eucoccidiorida; Eimeriidae. Bases 1 to 1065 code for a protein of 354 amino acids. Gene Ontology annotation, cellular component: Pwp2p-containing subcomplex of 90S preribosome; small-subunit processome. The transcript has 4 exons.
AUGGGGGCGAAGGCGAAGGCCCAGCGGCCGAAGAAGAGAAAGGGGGCCCCCCGUGAGCAAGUCGAUGAGGCCCCUCACCCACGCCUGCGGAGGAAAGAGACGAAGAGCCGUGAGGCGGAAGCCGACUGGGAAGGUUCUCCACCAGCAGAGGAUACAAAGGAUAAGCAGCGAAGGGAGGAGCUUGUGGCUCUGGAGAUGCUCCUCUUUGGAACGCCAACAGCCCCCGAGGAAGACACCCAGCUUCGUGAGGCUGCAGCACCUGCGGACCCCGAGGCGUCCACGGGUAAGGAGGCUUCUGAUAGCCAGCGAAAGCGAAAGAGGAGGGAAGGACGCGGCGACUGCCGCAGCGCUGGCGCAGCAGAAGCAACAGCCUCAGCAGAAGCGGCAGCCUCAGCAGAAGCAGCAGAAGCAGUAGCAGCGGCAGAAGCACGAGACGCUGGGGUGGCUGCAUGGGUCGAUCCGCACGAUGCGAAGCUGCGCAUCGAUAUUGAUGCGGAUCCAAAGCUGCGCAAGCUGAAGAUGAGAAAGGCAGAAAAGUACCUCUCAGGCGAGGAAUAUCAGAGGCGGCUUCAAGCCUUGCAUCACAAGCUCAUCGGCAAGGGGCAAGGCCUUGAUUGGAUUCAACAGGCCAGGCUGCGGAAGGAUGAAGGAGAGCUCACAGGCUUUCGCCACACGGGGCAGGAGGCCGCACUGGCCAGUGGAGAGAGGCUGGUGGUAGCGUCUGACAGGAGAAGGCUCGGUAGGAAGCAGAGGGCUGUCUCGCUUCCCCCCACGCGGAUCACGAUGCGGAGGCUUGAGGAUGCGAAUAAGCAAGACGUUAGCCUGUGCCCUGUGUCUGCCCUUGAGUUUCAUCCGACGUCAAACAUUCUGCUGACUGCUGGACGGGACAAAAGCCUGCGCCUUUUCCUGGUGGAUGGUAACAAGAACUGUCGCUUAGAAUGCGUGCAUGUCAAGGGGUUUCCAAUAGUAUCCGCGUCCUUCUCCGUCUACAAUGGUGGAAGAACAGUCAUGCUUCUCAGUAACGCUUGCAAGGCCAUUGCGGAAUACGACCUGGAGCAAGGGUAG